UGACUGGGAUGGGCCUCUUUGUACUAUUUGUUUUUCAGAGCCAAAAGAUACAAUGCUUAUGCCUUGUAAACAUGAUGGUAUAGGUGGUCGUUGUGCAAAAGCCUUGAGUUUAUGGUAAGUUGAAUGUGUUCUACAUAAGCUAAUUCUUCCCAGUCCUUUGUGUCGUGCAGAAAUUCAAGACCGAAUACUCUGUGAAGACAUAAAACAAUAAAAACUUGCUAUUGUACAACCCCUUCUUUUAUUUUAUUUUCCCAUGUUAUUGAAGCAUUCACUUUAUAUUAUUACUGGUGCUAAUCGAGGUUUUGGAAAGGCUAUUGCCGAAACCAUAGCAGCUAAGGCAAAAAACAAGACGACUGUUGUUUUAGUUGGACGCGAUGCUUCUCAACUUGAGCGUAUUCAACUCGACAACACCGAGAUCUCUUGUCAUAUCAUUGCUAACGUUAGUUUGGAAGGAGCUAAAGAAGCUCAAGAGACAGUGAUUGACAAAUUAGAUCAAUUACUCAAGAGUUGGAAAGAAACGGAUGUUGCGCCAAUUACAAACGCUUACUUGAUCAACAACGCUGGAUCAAUAGGUGAUUUAUCCAAAAAGAUCAGUGACUAUACUGUAUCCGAGAUCCAAGACUAUGUUAGUUUCAACAUUAGUUCUUAUGUUGCCUUGGUAUCUGGGUUCAUUCGAUUACUUAAUAAUGGUCUCAUUGAGUUGACCGUCGUCAAUAUUUCUUCAUUAUUGGCAGUCCAAGCAUUCUCUCAUUUUGGACUAUAUGCGACUGGUAAAUCAGCCCGUGAUAUGCUAUUGCAAGUAUUGGCCAAAGAAGAAGUAAGAAAGAAAAAAAAAGCUGUAGAGAUAUUUAUUCAAGAUUAGCCUUCUAUUCGUGCAUUGUCUUAUGCUCCUGGACCACUUGACAAUGAAAUGCAGCAACAUCUUCGCGAAACAGUCGGCGAUCCUGAACAACGUGAAUUAUACACAAAAGCUAAAAAAGAG
This is a messenger RNA of Gilbertella persicaria, 982 nucleotides long. RefSeq lists its product as uncharacterized. NCBI's taxonomy places the organism in Eukaryota, Fungi, Mucoromycota, Mucoromycetes, Mucorales, Choanephoraceae. Gene Ontology annotation, molecular function: sepiapterin reductase (NADP+) activity. The transcript has 3 exons. The record is from RefSeq and is a predicted model, not a curated record. Bases 254 to 862 code for a protein of 202 amino acids. Gene Ontology annotation, biological process: tetrahydrobiopterin biosynthetic process.